Molecule: messenger RNA, 2283 nt
Organism: Clonostachys solani
Lineage: Eukaryota; Fungi; Ascomycota; Sordariomycetes; Hypocreales; Bionectriaceae
Source: the annotation of a GenBank genome assembly
AUGGAUGCUGUGGCGCUGGGAGCUUCGGGCACUUCCACCAUCGCGCUCGUACGCUCUGCCGAUGCUCCAGGCCAUGAGCGCAGACUGCUCGAGAUCCGUGGGCAAUUUCCAUGCCAGAGCACCGUGUCCAUGAACCCAGGGCGGGCAGCGCAGGGCGAGCUACCAGGCCGCGUUCAUUCCGCACGGCCAGACCAUCUCGCCACGCACACUCAAGGGGCGGCGGCCAUCUCUCGCGCCCCGGCUCUGCCCACUGCUGGCCCCCCUUCUCGCAUCUUGUUUAACGAUAUAUUCAAAGUAGCCCACCAACCUCCGGUUCCUUCAGAUCUAAUCCGGCUAGUCUACGAGGCGCCGAACGAUCGACCCUCCGUAGUGGGGCUUCCUCUCCCCGUUCAUGACCCUCCGAGUUCCCAUGUCCCAAACCAAGCCGGACCAGGUGUGGACCCCAAGCUUGCCAACGCCCCCGACAACACGUUGAAAUUGUUCUCUACCUCGACUCAGCUCCCUCCUAUGAAGAUUGUCCAACCGUCCAUGACCUUUCCUCUGACAGACCCUUCCUUUGCCGGCAGCUCGUACGGUCUCGCUGAGUCGACUGGCAGCUUGAACCCUCAUGUGCCCAUGGGAGGCCCUCCCAUGGUAGGGUUGAACCAGGCAUCGUGGGCACGCAUGGACGUGGAUAGCUCGCACACGGGCUCAUACGGAUAUUCAGGGACUUUCCAACAGCAAGACUCUUCAUCCUCUUCAGACUGUUUGUCUCUGGAAGACGACCCGUUGAUGGUUGAGAACUUGCAUCGGUUCCCUCCCCGGAUGCCAACUGCUCCACCGUUCGCCAGUAGAUCUUCUGCCCGGAAAAAGAUCCAAUCCUGGGUCUCGGCUCACAAAAUGGUAGGCACCCAAGAGCCAGGCCCUACCGACUCUCGAGACAACGCAUCCUCUGAAGACGCGUCGUCAGAAGCAUCGGACGGGUCAUACGCAAGCUCCCAGAUGGAUUUCGAGGAGCAAUGGCGCCUCCUAAACAAGAAGAGGAAACGAGUGUGGGAUCUCAGAGCUAUCAUAGCCGAGAAGAGAAGGGGCAUAAAACCACUGCGACAACAAAUGACAAAUGCUGAUAACGCAUUUAUGAAUGCCUUCCGUCCUUUCAUGGUCGACAAAAUAGCUCUACAGAAUGAGGAUGCAUCCCAAUACGACACAAUGUUUGCAGAAUUGCAGCGGCUUCGCACAGAGUUACAGGAUCUCGAAAUCAGCUGCGAGGAACUCGUUGAUGAAGUUAGCCAGGAAGAAGAGCUGCUGCAACGGAUAGAAUUUCGCUUUUUCAGCCUUCUGGCCGGCGACGACGGUGAAAUGAGUGACGGCUCUUCGUCUGAACACGACGACUCCCUCAUCAAUGAUCUACCAGACGAGUUGCUCGGCAUCUCUCCGGAUAGGCCCUUGGAAGACUGUCAUCCUCUCUUCUAUCGGCUUACUUUGGCCGUGGCAAGCCUACAUAGCGCUGAAGAAGAAGUCACCUCCUUGCAAUCUAUCAACAAAUUCUGUGAGGACAAAUGGAUUGAGAGGAGUCGUGGACAAAAAUUAGCGAGAGAAAUGGCCGACUUUCUCGUCGAAUACCCUACUUUGGUCAAGACCAAAAAGGCGGAGCUUGACGAGUGUCGCCAAGAGGUUAGUCGGCUUCGUGCCAUGUGCGAGGAACAGCAAGCAAUGGCCAAACAUCUCCCAGUUCGCCUUGAUCUUGCCCUUAAUUCCGACGUGGAUCCCGAAGACUUGGACCUUCCCGAUGACGAAACAAUACUGCGGGAAUAUAGGACAAUGCCUCCAUCAAGGUUUUCAGAGAUCCUGUCUCAACCCGAUCAUUUACUUGCCUUGCCGGAGCCGCUCACCGCAGAAGCAGCAAAGAAGGCUGCGGAUCAGUUACCGGAUAACAAUCCCGACAAAAUGAGGAGGGUUCAUCAUGCUACGAAAGAGUUGGAAAUUGAAAAUUUAUCACUAUUUGGAGAUGAAGAAGACGACAAGAAUAACAACAUCAACAGAUGGCUACUGCAUAAUCUUAGAUCGUCGCCUCUAGAUGCCUCCUUGCUUCACUCUGUCUUUGUGACAACACAAGGGCUGCGUAUCCUGGAUCCGCAACGAUGGCAACGCGAUGUUCUCUACUACUGGUGGAGAGACAAGAUCCCACGGAUCACAAAUUUUACCGAGACUUCAGCUAGGAGAAGCAUAAGCCGAGCAGCAUCGGAAGGGGUCCAUGAGACACAGAUCGGCUACAUACAACGGAAGGCUUACAGCACAAGCUGA